Messenger RNA from Cuculus canorus (common cuckoo), 3514 nucleotides. RefSeq names its product transmembrane protein 38B (gene TMEM38B). The coding region runs from base 229 to 936 and encodes 235 amino acids. The record is from RefSeq and is a predicted model, not a curated record. Gene Ontology annotation, molecular function: identical protein binding; potassium channel activity. NCBI's taxonomy places the organism in Eukaryota, Metazoa, Chordata, Aves, Cuculiformes, Cuculidae. The transcript is spliced from 6 exons. Gene Ontology annotation, cellular component: membrane. Gene Ontology annotation, biological process: potassium ion transmembrane transport.
AUACUUAUGUUUCAUCUCUGAUUUUGUGAACAAACUUCAGUCUUUGGACUAUGGAGAGUUAAACCACUUCAGGCAAACAGAGUCCUGCACCUAUGUGAAGAGGAAACUUUGGCAACACUGGCCUUUUGAAGUGGAAGGAAAUAGUCUAAACAACUACUUGAGGAUAUUUCUGGCUUCGGUGCAGUAGAAGUGUCUGUCCGAAGUCCAAUUGCCUGCUGGUUUAGUGCUAUGCUUUACUGCUUUGGUGGUUCAGUUUUGUCUUCGUUGAUGCUUGCAGAACCUCCAGUAGCAUUUCUGGCAAAGGGCACAAAUAUUCUACUGGCGUCUUCUGUCUGGUAUCUUGUGUUUUACUGCCCACAAGACAUAUUCUACCGGUGCUUUGCCUUUCUGCCUCUUCGGCUUCUGGUUGCAGGAAUGAAAGAAGUGACUAGGACUUGGAAGAUAACAGCUGGCGUUGCACAUGCAGACAGUCACUUCAAAGAUGCCUGGCUUGUCAUGGUAGCUGUGGGCUGGGCCAGAGGAGCUGGUGGUGGCCUGAUUUCCAACUUUGAACAGUUGGUGAGAGGACUGUGGAAACCUGAAACCAAUGAGCUACUGAAGAUGUCCUACCCUGUGAAGGUAACUUUGAUAGGAGCAGUUCUUUUCACCCUGCAACACAGCCAGUACUUGCCAAUAGCAAGACACAACCUCAUGUUUUUAUAUACCGUCUUUCUUGUCACCUCCAAGGUAACAAUGAUGUUGACAAGAUCUGCAGCUUCUCCAUUUGCUCCCUUUGAAGCUGCAUUAGGCCAUAUGUUUUUUGGCUUGCAAAAAGCACCUUCCAAAGUGAAGGAUGAAGGUGCCUCAUCCUCCGACGGCUCUUCAGUCUGUGAACGGUCAUCUUCUGAACAGCACCGUGAUGGUCUUAAGAAAAGACAGGCAAAGAAAACAGAAUAAGUGGCUUAAAACCCUUGAUGCCAUAACCUUUGAAGAUGUUUGUAUUUCGGAUUAGGCUGGCUGAGAAAUCUUUUCAAUGAAAUGCAUGUGAGGAGAACACAGAGCUGUGUACUGCUGUGCUGCUGUUAGCAUUCAGAAUGUGUUUUGUAAGAUACUGUUCAGAUGUCUAAAUGCACAUAUUGGAUUCCUAAAUUAGAAAUGCACAUUUUUAUAGUGGUUACAAGUUUACUAGGUUUUGUAUUUUUGGUAACUUUAAAUGAUUACAUGCUAAAAAGAUAGUUUCAAAAUGUGACAAUCAGCUUUGUUCUUUUUUUCUGAUAUACCACUUGUUUCACCUCUUCCCUUCACCCCCACAAUUCUUAUGUUUCAUUUGGAUGGCAUAGAUUUGCACUGCCAAGUGUUCACAGUAGCACGUCCCUAAUAAGAAAGUUAUCAUCUGAGUAAGACUUAAUUACAUUGUUCUGUUAAACCAUGAAAGUGCACUGAACUAAUGCCUUUAACUAGAAAAACAAUGAAUUACUGUUGUAAUUCACAUUGCACUGGUCUAGAUUUUCUUAUGUAUUAAUUAAGUAAAUAUUUUUCAUAUUUUUAGGUUUUUUAAAUACAUGGAUUAGGUCCUUUUAAAAAUCUUUACAGCUAGCGAGUAGAAAUGGCUCAGUAUUGUGGAUUUUGACACUGUAUUUGCAAGCACUUGAUACAUGUUACAUAGGUGGUUUGUAGUUGUCUUUCUGUUUGACUUGGACUGGACAUAUUUGAUUGCACUUUUAUCCAAGCACAUGCCUUUGUUUUUAAAUUUUCAAAGCCAAGUUUCUGUCUAAAAAAGGAUAAUGGACAGUACAUUUACCUUGUUUCUCUUGAGUUCAACCCUAUCAUGCCUACUGUUGAUAAAUACCAGCAACAGUUUCUAGCAAUUACCUCUGUUGCUAUUGGGAAAGAACUGUUAAUAUCAGAAGCACUGGAACUAUUUAUUAGAGUUAGUGGAGAUCUGCCGCUUCCUGCUUGUUGCAUCUUUUUUACACAUGAUGUGGAACAGUUCUAAGUGGCAUAUACUUUAGAACUAAGAACUUUUGACAUUUUAGAGAUGUUACAUUUCAUAAGAAUAGAAUCUUUUCAGAAGACUCUUUCGUUGAUGUGCCAAUUUUUAGAAUAAAUUAAACUGUUUUUACAGAAUUAGAUUAUUUGUCUUCAGAGAAUACUGCUUUGAAGAGUAUUCUUCAGCAAGAGCAGGUAGGUUAAUCUUUCUGCAAGGAUGCCAAGAAGAAUAUGGAGGGAGAUUUCAUUUGAAAAGACUAAGUUCUAGUUCCAGGUACAUAGCUAAAUCUAGAAAACCCGUUACCAGUGCUGUGCUUAGAAGAAAAAGAAAACUGUACCCAAGAAAUUUCUUGUGCCUGUUUAGUCACUUUUCUAUGGUAGUGACCAAAGCCAUUGAAAUCUUCAACUUGGAAUCCAACUUUAUACCAAUCUGUUGCAUCUUAAAGGCUAAAAUGAGCAUUUUCUAGAAAACAAACAAACAAAAUACAAAAUGAACUCAAUCCUUUGGACAAAGUAGCAGUCAUAUUGCUGACAUUUUACACAGAAACUCGGUAUACAGUUAGAAAUGCUUGGAGUUUUCACUUGCAGGAUGUCUCAGUUUUUUGUAGCUUGUUAUCAUGGAUGUAUGGAUAAACUUGAAGCUGCCAACUAACUAGUUAAUGAUCAACAAGUUAUUCAGCAACACCAGCAAAAUUGUAUGUCCAUGUUUUUUAAAACUUGGGGAUUUUUUUUGAAAAGGUGUAAUUGUGUAUACUAUAUCACAAGAACCAUACAGAAUUGGAUUGUGGAUUUGCAUUGCGUAACUGCCAAGUACUGGCUGAUAGCUCGCUACUCUUAGCCCAAAUAAAUGUGAAAAUAUGCUUAGACUAAUUCUCUUGACAAGUUUACAAUUUGAAGGAAAAUAUAUGAUUUUGUAUUAAUAUUGGACUGAAAGAUUACAGUAUUAAAGAAAAACUGUUUUUCUUGACGGAGUGCCUUAAGAGAAAUAAAAAUCACAUUAAAAAUGUGUAUUGUUUUGAGACAGAAGUUAUGCUGAAAGAACUCCACUUGUAAGCACCAUGAAAGUAAACUGUCUCAGGGUCUUCUGAAGGGUGCAUACUCAGAAGAACGCUGUACUGAACUGUUACAUGUCACAAUUGUUCUCAGAGCUAACUUUUUUUCAUGGUACAAAAAGAUAAUCAGUUGCACAGAAUUUAACCUGAAAUCUGUAGACUUUAAUACAGUCUAUCCAGGAUGCCUUAAAUAAACAAUUACCUCCUUGCUUUCAUACUGAUAGUUCUGUAUCUCUACUAAACAUCUCUGCAUGAGUUUGGUAAGAAUUCCUUGUAAUUGAACUGUUCUGGUAGUUCAGCAGAACUGCAUACGUGAACUAGUUAGUUCCAUCUUAAUUAUAUCAUUAGCCUGGUAAAAUUAGAAGUAGUUCUCCUGUGCUAAUGUAAACUAAGGUUUGAGGGAGUUGUUUUAUCAGCUCACUUCUCAGGCUGAUAGGGCCUAUUCCUGCUUAAUCAAAUUGCAGUUCUGGGUCUUCGUUUCUCUUAAGUAUGCC